UCCAGUGACAUCACCUCAUUUCCAGAGACUAAUACUAUUACACUGCCCAUUUGGGGCUUACUUUAGCCAUUUUAUCCAUUACUUUUGGAUCCUUUAUUUGCACAUUGUCUUAUUAGCUGGUGGUGCGAUGGAGGCAACCGCAAAGCAUGAUUUUUCAGCCACUGCUGAUGAUGAGCUCAGUUUUAGGAGAGGGCAAAUAUUAAAGGUUCUCAACAUGGAGGAUGACAUGAACUGGUACAGAGCUGAACUUGACUCAAAAGAAGGCCUAAUUCCCAGCAACUAUAUAGAAAUGCGCAAACACGACUGGUACUAUGGAAGGAUCACCAGGGCAGACGCUGAGAAGCUACUAAUGAACAAACAUGAAGGAGCUUUCUUAAUCAGAGUUAGCGAGAGCAGUCCGGGCGAUUUUUCACUAUCUGUCAAGUGCGGAGAUGGAGUGCAGCAUUUCAAAGUACUGCGUGACCCCCAAAGCAAAUUCUUCCUAUGGGUAGUGAAGUUCAAUUCCCUUAAUGAGCUCGUUGAGUAUCACCGGUCUGCCUCAGUGUCACGUUCACAAGACAUCAAGCUGAGAGACAUGACCCCUGAGGAGUUCCUGGUGCAAGCGCUGUACGACUUCACACCUCAGGAGUUCGGCGAGCUCGAGUUCCGUCGCGGUGACGUCAUCACCGUAACUGAUCGCUCUGACCAGCACUGGUGGACGGGCGAGGUGGGCAACAAGCGGGGCCUCUUCCCGGCCACCUACGUGGCGCCUUACCACGCCUAAACCCUCUCCUCUAUCUGGCUCUCUUAUCUGUUAUCUCUUCUUCCUGGCCACCUACGUGGCGCCUUACCACGCCUAAACCCUCUCCUCUAUCUGGCUCUCUUAUCUGUUAUCUCUUCUUCCUGGCCACCUACGUGGCGCCUUA
Molecule: messenger RNA, 905 nt
Organism: Hyalella azteca
Lineage: Eukaryota; Metazoa; Arthropoda; Malacostraca; Amphipoda; Hyalellidae
Gene: drk
Product: growth factor receptor-bound protein 2
Exons: 5
Coding region: 128-763 (211 amino acids)
Molecular function (GO): protein binding
Source: RefSeq, a predicted model, not a curated record